AACGAUAUGUUAUUCAGCAUUACAGACGCGAACUACAGCCAGUCAGCAGCUGUUAUAUAUUGAGUAGUGAGCCCUGAAAAGUUAUGAAAUUAAUAAAUAAAGUGUAAACGAAAAAUAUUUUGUGAUUUUACGCAAUUUUCAUUCGAAUUGCAUAAUUUGAUAAAGUUUUCUCGAGAAAAGCAGGAGCAGUUGUUGUUGCACGCAAUAAUGAGUCGUCGCUGUUAACCGUUAACAGUUGAGCAAAAUGUUAGCUUUGUUGUUUGGCACAAAUUUACUUAAUUAGUAUGGGAAAACGUCGAACGCAAUCUCUAAUGGACUCAAAUUCAAGCAACAGUGACAGCGACACAGACACCAACCUGGAAUCGGACUUGCUGUCGGUGGCCCGAAAACGCAAGAAGCCAAGCAAUGUCACAAAAGCGACAAACUCCAAGUCCGAUUCGGACUCGGACUGGGCUAAUAAUAAAUCGGGUGCGCCCGCCUCAAAAAAGAAGCGCCAAAAGAAGACGAGCAGAGACUCGAGUUCCUCGGAGGAGAAUUGGGACGACGAUAGUCAGGAUGAGGCAGCGCCAACAAAUGCCCCUGCUCCCAUCGAAAAGCGUCCCGAACCCGAACUGCAUAAAAAGGCAGACAAUCACAGUGAACAGGAGGAGGGUGAAGUCUCCGACAGUGAUUCGGAUAACGAUAAAUCCAAAUCGAAAUCAACAUCGUCGUCGGGCUCGGGCUCCGGCUCUGGCACAGAUUCCUCAGACUCUUCAUCGUCGAGUUCGGAUUCGGAAUUUGACGAUGGUUACGAUGAUGAUCUGAUGGGCGAUGAGGCGGAUCGCAAGCGACUCAACGGAUUGUCGGAGAAGGAGCGCGAAACGGAGAUAUUCAAACGAAUCGAACAGCGCGAUAUUAUGCGCACCCGCUGGGAGAUCGAGCGGAAGUUAAAGCUCGCCCGCCGUGGCGAAAAGAACGAGAAAUCGAAGACAAAGGGCGAUCGGGCCAAAAAGAAGUCUAAGAAGGAGAAGCGACUCAAGAGGGCCAAAGAGCUUGUAGCACCAACCAUGCAUCAGGCAUCCGUCGGCGCUGAUACCGAUCCCAGCAAGAGUGGCGCAGUAGAACCACGCACCAUGGCCAAGAGUCCGUCACCGCCGUUGACCUCGAUGCGCGAGGGUCCAUCCACAUCUAUGGCAAGUUCCGGUUCAGGUGGUGGUGCACCCAGAAGCAGCAGCGCCGAGCGAAUUGCCGAGGAGCAAAGGGCCAGCGACGUGGCCGAUUACUUUGAUCACAAGGAGCGCUCCAAGGAGCGCAAGAAGAACGUCGAGGCAAACAAAACGGAUGACAAGCGCAGCAACGCAAUGGCCAUGCUAAAAGCCAAGCGAGAAGGAAAAGCCAAGCGAGAGGAGGAGGAAGCGAAGCGACAAGCGGAACGCGAUCGAGAUGAUGAUAAAGAGGAAUUGGAGAGCGUCUCCGGUUGUAAAUCGGCUGUGAAACUGAAAGCAUCCGAAAUCUAUUCCGAUGAUUCCGGCAGCAGUGACUGGGACGACGAUGAGAAGCCGACAGACAAAAGAUCCCGUUCGAACAGCAGCAAAGCCUCCAGCGAAUCGGAGGACGAUGACAAGGCGACCAAGGAUCCCGUAUUUAUAACCACCCGUGAGGAUCUCAACAAGUUGCGAUUGUCUCGCUUCAAAAUGGAGCGUUUUGUUAAUCUGCCCAUAUUUGAGAGCACCGUCGUCAAUUGCUUUGUGCGCAUCAGCAUUGGCAACAACGGGCAGAAGCCCGUUUAUCGCGUUGCCGAAAUCGUUGGCGUUGUGGAAACUGGCAAAAUCUAUAGUUUGGGUACGACGCGUACGAAUCGUGGACUACGCUUGAAACAUGGCACACAGGAGCGUGUCUUUCGGCUGGAGUUUAUCUCGAAUCAGGAGUUCACCGAAACGGAGUUCAACAAAUGGGUCGAUAUCUGCCAGCAGUCGCAUGUGCCGAUGCCCACAAUUGAUCUCAUCGAGAUCAAAGCCAACGACAUUAAGAAGGCGCUCAACUAUGAGUACAAGGACGAGGAUGUCGACAAGAUCGUUGAGGAGAAGAAUCGCUUUCGCAAUCGACCCACCAACUAUGCCAUGAAAAAGACCUGCCUGAUGAAGGAACGCGACGCGGCGAUGCUGCGCGGCGAUUACGACAUCGCCAACGAUCUGGGCCAGCAGAUCGAUCAGCUGGAGAGCCGUGCCUCCGAACUGGACAAGCGACGUUCGCACAGUCUCAAUUUGAUUUCGUACAUCAACGAUCGCAAUCGCAAGCGCAAUGUGCAGGAUGCCGAGAAGGCCAUCAUGGAGGAGGCGCGUGCCAACAAAGGCCAGAAGAUAUCGGAUCCGUUCACGCGUCGCAUCACCCAGCCCCGUAUGGGCUUCAAGGGUGGCGUCAAAAAGGAUGAUGAAGAUAUGCUGUUGGCACCGAUGCCGCCGCCACCGCCGGGCAAAAAGAAAGCGAAUGAGACGAGUACUUCCAAUAAUGCAAAGCCAAGCGAUGGCAAGGACUACAGUCUGUACUCGCUGCACGACUUUGAUAUAGACCUCGAUGUGCCGCUGCCAGUGAACAGCGCCAAUGCGUUGCCCAAACCGGCGAACAAGCCAACCGAAACGGUGUCCAAACGUUCACUCAACCUGGAAGAUUACAAAAAGAAGCGCGGCCUAAUCUAGUGUUGCACCCAAUUAAUGACGACGUUCUUUAUCCCCCAUCCCCCAUAGGCUAGUAGUAUGAGUUACGAGUAAUUAAACGUAAUCGAUUAUUGUAAGAGACAAGUUUUGUUAACGCUGCUCCAAACUUUGUAGGCGUAAUUUACAACAUUGUACGAUGCUUACGAAUACAUCGCUUUGUACUGGAUAUGUGGACGA
This is a messenger RNA of Drosophila grimshawi, 2870 nucleotides long. RefSeq names its product RNA polymerase-associated protein Rtf1 (gene Rtf1). The record is from RefSeq and is a predicted model, not a curated record. Bases 285 to 2675 code for a protein of 796 amino acids. The transcript is spliced from 5 exons. Gene Ontology annotation, molecular function: RNA polymerase II C-terminal domain phosphoserine binding; DNA binding. Lineage: Eukaryota; Metazoa; Arthropoda; Insecta; Diptera; Drosophilidae. Gene Ontology annotation, cellular component: Cdc73/Paf1 complex.